GGGACUGCUAAUACGAUGUAAAGCCAAGACAAACACAGCCUCUCUCUCUCUCUCUCUAUGAUAAUUUUCUUUCCCUUAUGUUGGACGGAAUCCUGCUUUGAAAAAUCAACUUCCUUUGUUUUCUCGCUUUCAUCUGAAGUUUUUGAAAACAUGACAUAUUGACACUUCAACAGUUUCAUUUUCGCCGAACGCCUCAUUUCACCAUAAUCUAAUAUUGACUUGUUAUUCUUCUGAUCUCUUCUUAUGUCUUCAUCCCAUCAUAUCAAGUUUCAGAUAUCCUCCUCUGUUGUAGCUCCUUUAAUUUUAUGCAUGAAUCUCACGCUGCCAGUACUGCUGAUACGCCCUUUGCAGCAGAUCCCAUUCGAUAACACUCUCCCUAGCUUUUUAAUUUCCUUCUAACUUCAAAUUUAAACUGGGUUCUAUUUGUUGAGCUAUCAGGUGCUAUCUGGUGGUGAUGUAUAGAUAAAAUAUUAUAUUCGAGUAAUUUGAAAACACCUGUUUAAUCCUGAAUGAGGAUGGCAAAAGCUUCUUCAGCAUCCUUUUGGGGUAGUCGCGGUUGGAUUCUGAUUUCUGCAGUGAGUUUAGCACUUCUGGUGGCUUUUUCAAGAGCAUACUUUAGAGAGGGGCAGUUCAGCACAAAUGCCCAGGACUUGCACUUCUCAUCAAGCAAAAGAGUUGUAUCCAAAGGGCCUGGCCACCCUCCUGUUUUAGCCUAUUGGAUUUUGGGUACCAGUGGUGAUGGUAAGAAGAUACUGAGGCUGCUGAAGGCAGUUUACCAUCCAAGAAACCAGUACCUUCUGCAGCUUGAUGCCGAGUCUCCGGACAACGAAAGGAGGGACUUGGCGCUUUCGGUUCAAUCCGAAAGAGUGUUCGAAGCCUUCGGAAAUGUGGAUGUUGUCGGCCAGAUUUACGCCCUUAACCGGAUGGGGUCAUCGGCUCUUGGGGCUGUGCUUCAUGCUGCUGCACUGCUGCUGAAGAUCAGUGGGGAUUGGGAUUGGUUCAUCACUCUAAGCGCAUCAGAUUAUCCGCUUAUGACCCAAGAUGAUCUACUCCAUGCCUUCACUUUCUUGCCAAGAGAUCUGAACUUUAUCCAUUUCACCAACACAAGCCAGAAGGAGCAGAAGAUGAGCCAAAUUGUCGUCGACCCAAGUCUUCAUUUGCAAAAGAGCACUUCACUCUUUUAUGCUGAAGAGACUCGAGAAAUGCCUGACACUUUCGAGAUUUUUGAAGGUUCGCCAUGGGUGAUUCUCAGUCGAGCUUUCAUGGAAUUCUGCAUCCAAGGGUGGGAUAACCUCCCUAGGAAACUCCUGAUGUUCUUCAGCAAUGUGGCUUCCCCUCUUGAUUCCUACUUCCACACCGUCCUCUGCAAUGCACCGGAGUUUCAAAAUACCACAGUGAACAACAAUUUAAGGUAUAUCAUUUCGGAUAAUUCUAGGGAUGGGGAAUCUCAUGUUGUAAAGAUGUCACAUUUUGAUAAAACGGCAGCAAGUGGGGCAGUUUUUGCAAGGCCAUUUCAAGAAGACGAGCCACUGCUACAUAAGGUUGAUAUGAAUGUCCUAAACCGCCCGCCUAAUGGAAUUGUGCCGGGAAAAUGGUGCCAUUAUGGUGAAGUGAUGAAUAAAAGCAGAGAGAGUUCAAAGGGUCAAGAAGAUUUCUGUUCAACUUGGGACAAUAUUGAUGCUGUCAAGGCAGGGCCCUUUGGGACAAAGCUUCAAAAUUCUUUGUCCAAGCUGGCUGCACAGGGUAGAUUGAGAAUUAGUCAGUGUCACUGAGUGGUUGAUUAGAAAUGGAAAAUUUCCUGGAUGGGUGAAGGUGAAGGAAUUUUUUUUCUAACUAGAGCAACAAGUCAUAAGAAAUUCUUUUUGUAGUUUUUUGCAUUUUGUACACAUAUUUCUACAGCAUGAUUUAUUACUUUACAAAGGGAGAUUAAUGCUUAGGGCAGCCAUGGUCUAAUCUAACUAGCAUGGAUUGGAUAUGAGGUAUAUAUAUAUUUUGUGGUGGAAGUUUCAGAGGGUUUGAACUUUGAAACUAUUUCGAUCGUGCUUGGAAGAGUAGGUUUGAGCAGCAUCAGACAAGUAUGUUCUUCUUCUGUUCUUCAAUGAAAAAAGGCCAGAGAGUUUGCAGCCUCUCUAUCGAUAUUUUUAUGGGCCUUAGAGAGGUUAUAUUUUGCAUCUUCAUAUUAUCAUCUGUAUUGAAAAUGUGGGAAAAGAGUCUUAAAGUUUAGAACUUUGUGAUGUGAUGUCUUACCUGAUAUUCACACUCCGAAGGCUUCACACUUUUUGCAAAGUUAUUGAGAUAAACUUUGAGACAAA
Molecule: messenger RNA, 2312 nt
Organism: Malania oleifera
Lineage: Eukaryota; Viridiplantae; Streptophyta; Magnoliopsida; Santalales; Ximeniaceae
Product: beta-glucuronosyltransferase GlcAT14A-like
Exons: 4
Coding region: 510-1772 (420 amino acids)
Cellular component (GO): membrane
Molecular function (GO): glucuronosyltransferase activity
Source: RefSeq, a predicted model, not a curated record